AUAGAAACUACAAUGUCUAGACCAGUCCUCUCUCCAACCCGCAUCAAUGCUACAGCUUCUGAAACAUUCACAAUACUUCAGCAAAGGAUGAGAAUAGUUGAGGAACAAACCAGUUCUCUGAGAGAUGACCUAAUAAUGUUGGACUUUGGUGAAAAAAGAGGCCAGUUGGAAACUCCAAAAUGUUUAAGAGAGCCUGUGAGCCAGAACAUCAUUAGCCCUAUUCAGAAUGAAAUAAUUUGUUCAGGAAAAACAGAUAUUUUAUGGAAGAACUGUGAGUUUCUGGUAAAUCGAAUGUGCCGUCUAGAAAGCCUCAUCCAGUCCUUGAAGAUGAACAUCUUUCGUCUGCAAACUGAAAAGGAUUUGAACCCACAGAAAACAGAUUUUAUGAAGGAAAGACUGAAUACAAUACAGGAGGAGCAUUCCAAGGACCUGAAGCUAUUGCAGCUGGAAGUGAUGAAUUUGCGCCAGCAACUACGAGAUGUAAAAGAGGAAGAAGACAAGGCACAAGAUGAGGUGCAAAGGUUGACUGCAACUCUGGAGCUUGCCUCAGAGACAAAGAAGAAUGCAGCCAUUAUUGAAGAGGAACUGAAGACCACGAAACGUAAAAUGAACCUUAAAAUUCAGGAGCUAAGGAGACAACUGUCUCAGGAGAAGCACCUAAGGGAAUCUCUUGAAAAAUCAGGAUCAGCCAUGCUACUCAAAAUACAAGAAAUGGGAUCAACAGUGGAGGUGGAAAGGAAACAGGUGCAAAUUUUGCAGCAAAACUGCAUUGCCCUACGCAGUUCUAUUCAGGCCACGCAAGAACUACUGGCACAGGAGCAACAACAGAAAGGAGAGUUGGAAACCGCUACCUCACAGCUCAAGUCUGAUCUAGUUUCUAGAGAUGACCUCAUUUCCAGGUUGGUUGAAGAAAAUAAGAAUAUACAGAUGUCUUUCAACAAGGAAUAUGAAGAAAAUGCAUAUUUGAGGUCUGAAAUAAUAUCCCUUCAGGAAGCAUCAGAAAAAGCACAGGUUUUGAAUGACCAACUGACUAGAAAGUGUUCAGAGCUGAACAGCAUGCUUCAGACUGUUAGAAUGGAAAAUACCAGAAUCAUUGCUGACCACCAAGCCAUUCUGCAGGAAGAACAGAAAAUGAUGACACAGACAUUUCAAGAACAAAACUUACUGCUGGACGCAGCCCAUGCCAGUAUCACAAGUGAGCUACAGACUGUUCAGAAUGAGAAAACACAACUCCAGGUGCAUCUGGACCAUUUAAUCCUUGAGCAUAACCAGUGUAUCCAGAAAGCACAGGAUGCUGAGAAAAGGGUAGCUAUGCAAAAAGAGCUGCUAGAAUCAACUAUCACAAGAUUGCGAGGUGAACUGGAAUCAUCAAUGCAAGAGAAGAAGUCUGUGUUAGAGGAGAAAGAAAGGCUUCAGAGAGAGGUUAAUAAAACAGAGAAAGAAAUAGCAGAAGAAAAAUGCAACUUGGAAAAGGAAUUAGCUAACAGCAAGGUAGAUAUAAAUGCAUUAACCCACAACCUGCAGACUCUAGAGGAAAAGAAUAAGCAACUGGCAGAUAAAAUUGCUUCCCUAGAACUUGAGCAAGCAACUUCUGAUUACCAUUGGCUUGCCCAACAGCAGGUGGAAAAUGUCUUGGGAAAAAUUACUGAGAGUAAAAACAAGUUGGCCUAUGAAAAGGGAAAACUCCAGAUAAAAGUUAAGCAGCUAGAAGAACAACUACAUUCUUUUACUGAAACCAGUUCACAGAAUGACCGUCUACGCAAGUUGAAUAAGGCAUUAGAGGGCAAAUAUGCUCAGGCAAAUGCAGAACUCAGUGCCAACAAUACUGCAAUAGCACACUUGAAAGAGGUGAAAUCCAUUCUUGAAAAGAAUGAAGAGGAGCUCUCACGAGCAGUGAAGGGUCGUGAUGCAGCCCUGAAAGAGAGUCAGAAGUUGAAAGGGGACCUCGAAGCUUUGGAGGACAGGGAGAACAAGAAGGUGGGAAGCUUUCAGCAACAACUGGCAGAAGCUAAAGAAGACAACUGCAAAGUUACAAUCAUGUUGGAGAAUGUGUUGGCUUCUCAUAGUAAGAUGCAAGGUGCUCUGGAAAAAGUGCAAAUAGAGCUUGGGCAGAGGGACUCAGAGAUUGCGGGCCUCAAGAAAGAAAGGGCUCUGAAUCAACAGCGGGUACAGAAGCUGGAAGCAGAAGCAGACCAGUGGCAGGCUAGGAUGCUUGUCGUGGAUGCCCAGCACAGCAGUGAGAUGGAGCCUCUACAAAAAGCUCUAGAUGUAGCUAGAGAAGACAACAGGAAGCUGGCUAUGAGCCUGGAGCAAGCUCUCCAGACAAAUAAUCAUCUGCAAACAAAGGUUGAUCAUGUUCAAGAGAAAUUGGAAAACAAAGAACUUGAGCGACAGAAUUUGGAAACCUUCAAAGCACGGAUGAGUGAAGAAUCCAAAAUAGAAGCAGAACUGCAUGCUGAACGCAUAGAUGCUCUAAGAAAGCAGUUUCAAAUUGAGAGAGAAACUGCAAAGAAAGCAGCACAACGGGAAGUGACUGAGCUGAAGAAAGCCCUUGAUGAAGCCAACUUCAGGUCAGUGGAAGUAUCCCGGGCCAACCGAGAACUGCGGCAGAAACUUACAGAGCUAGAAAAGAUACUGAACAGCAGCAAGGAGAAAAUAAACAAUCAAAAGGCCCAAAUUAAGCUCCACUUGUCGGCUAAGGCGAAUAAUGCUCAGAAUAUGGAGAGGAUGAAGCAAAUAGAAACAGAAUUGAGGCAAAUGGAGCUAAUUAAGGAUCAGUAUCAGAAAAAAAACUAUGAACAGUCAUUGAGUAUCCAGAAAUUUGUAUCUGAAAUGACUAACCUACAGAAGGAGAUGCAGCUGUUGGCCAAGAGCCAAUAUGAUAUGUCAGCAUGGAAUAAACAGCAAGAGCUGCGACUCGAGGCAGAGCGCAAGAGGAGGCAGGCACUGGAGACUCGUUGCCAGGAAUUGGAAGAAACUAUCAGACACCUGAAGAAAUGUAAAGAGGCAACAGAGAAUAAACUGAAAGAAGCCAGUGUGGAAUCAGAACAGAUAACAGCUAACCUGGAAGAAGCUCACCGCUGGUUUAAGUGCAGAUUCGAUGGCCUACAACUUGAGCUGACAAAAAACCGGUUGCAGAGGCUUCCCCUGGAAAACAGGUGGCGGGAAGAGGACCAAGAUAAAAGGCACAACAGCACGUCCAACCAGUCUGCUCUACAUCGAUGGGAGAAUAAACAGAAUCUUAGACUUGUGCCCAAAAAGUGUCAUUCUGAACUAGAGAGAAAGUGAUGUCCUUGACGGAGGAGCUUCUUCACUUAGAACAGCUACACCACCCUGAUUCUCUGAGCCCAGCAACUAGGGCUGGCCUAUUUCCACAGUCAGCAGAACAUGAAGUCUUUGAUGUGGGCUGAAGAUUUUGGACCCGAGUUUAUCCUUUUAUGAACUAUUUGCUAUCAGUACACAACCACCCCAUCUUUUUUGUCCCUUUCCCCAUU
Molecule: messenger RNA, 3494 nt
Organism: Hippopotamus amphibius kiboko
Lineage: Eukaryota; Metazoa; Chordata; Mammalia; Artiodactyla; Hippopotamidae
Gene: CCDC150
Product: coiled-coil domain containing 150
Source: RefSeq, a predicted model, not a curated record